Molecule: messenger RNA, 1008 nt
Organism: Suillus subaureus
Lineage: Eukaryota; Fungi; Basidiomycota; Agaricomycetes; Boletales; Suillaceae
Exons: 5
Coding region: 89-604 (171 amino acids)
Source: RefSeq, a predicted model, not a curated record
GUCCCACGGAAUAACGAAAAUGGUGCGGUAGUUCCGUCCCCGUGUUCUUCAUCAAUUUCGGUUGGGCACUUCCAGGUGGAUUUCUUCAAUGUGUCGACGUCACCAUUCUUUCAUGAUUGUUGACAAGUGCUCGUCUUUUGACCAAAAGGACUCUGACGUAUUCAAGGCUUCAUCACCCUGUAUCGAACGGAUUGGGACUACCGCUCCUUCCGACAUCAAGGUACUGCAUUCACCACCCCCAUCUCAGCAAUAUACAAAUUGCAAAGAAAAUGUGGAUGGUAUCCAUUCUCCCUCCACCAAUAUGGCUUUCUGUCAAGAUGAUGCCGCUGAGGUUGGCAUCCUGAGAAGGAAACAGAAAAGACCCACAAUCGCUGCAUUCCAACCUAAGGAUGUCAAUUGGAUACCGGCGCCUUUGCCGUCGUCACCAGCACUCGUUGUGGUUUCUACUACACCAGUUUUACCUCGACCACGGCUUUCAGCAAUGCAGCAUGGUCAUGUCUCUGUGUCACGAAUCUUCAAGCCCGGUGACUCAGAAUACCGCAAUAAGAGCCUCUAUGCCUCUCCUCUGAACGGCGCCCGCGCCCGCAUCCGAGCAUGGAUAUGAGAGCCGAUUUGCCAUUUGCCCAUCCUUCUUUGAAACUUGGUGAUAAAAAAGUGUUUUUUAUGUUGUCCUGCGUUGCAAUAUUGUUUCUGGUCAAUGACGCAUAGAAUCUUGACGGAACCUCGGCCUGCCAUUCUGCCCGACAUAAGUUGACAUCUGGCAGUGCCCUGCCACGUGGUAGAAUGAAAAAGUUUUGCCCAAGAUGGUCCUCAAAGCCUCAGUUUUUUGAACGGAAAGAUUUGCUGGCGAGCGUACUAAAGAGCAUGUAUGGCUACAAGUGAACAAGGUUGCAGCAACACUGAGUAAGGCAGGAUAUAACGCAUGAUGAGCGCGAACAUGUGCAGAAGUACUGGUCAAUUGAAGAGAAAGAAACCUAUAAUGUGUCGCAUGUAAUUCGUAGCCAACCU